Scheffersomyces amazonensis is the source of this 1669-nucleotide messenger RNA. RefSeq lists its product as uncharacterized. Gene Ontology annotation, molecular function: RNA polymerase II C-terminal domain binding. The transcript has a single exon. Bases 57 to 1511 code for a protein of 484 amino acids. The record is from RefSeq and is a predicted model, not a curated record. Gene Ontology annotation, biological process: mRNA 3'-end processing. NCBI's taxonomy places the organism in Eukaryota, Fungi, Ascomycota, Pichiomycetes, Serinales, Debaryomycetaceae.
AAAUUAGUGAAGGAUGGAGGGUCAUCGUAAAUAAGUGGAUAAACAGUAAAUAAGUAAUGUCAUUUAGUGCUGAAAUAUUCAAGAAUAAACUAAGUGUUCUUGAUGAUAGUCAGGAUUCUAUAGUUUCUAUAUCACAAUGGGUAUUAUUUCAUCAUAGACAUAGUAAAGAAGCAGCAUCUAUAUGGUCAGAAUUUCUAUUAAAUGUUCCAGCAUCUACCAUUAAAAAUCCAUCAUCUAAAAGAUUAUCAUUAUUAUAUCUUUGUAAUGAUGUUGUUCAACAAGCAAGACGGAAAAGAAGAGAAGAAUUUAUAAGUGAUUUUGCUAAAGUAUUACCGAAUGCUUUAAAAUUAACAUAUGCUACUGUAACCCCACCAAUAAAACCAAAAGUAGAACGAUUAAUAAAUGUAUGGGAAGAGAGACAAGUAUUUUCACCAGAAGAUAUACGUCUUAUGAAGGAAGCAAUAGCUGUAGCUAAGAAAAAUCCAAAUUUAGCUAAUAAUUUAAAGAAUAAAUCAGAUUCUCAUAAUAUAAUAGAACAGAAAUCUCCACCACUAGCUGACAUAGCUCCUGAAUUAAAAUCUUUGAAUGAGUUGUUUCUCAAAUUAAAUAAAUUAAGAGAUGAAUCACAAACGUAUCUUACACAAUAUGGAAUCCAAUCAAAGACUUAUUUACCACAUGAUCCAGCUCUUAAUGAUGCAUUACCAGGUCCUAGGGCAUAUCUCGCUAAAUUGAAUACACUUGAGAAAGUUAGUCAUAGUUCAAUAAAUAGUCUUAUAGAAUUAAAACAGUUGAAAACCUCAAUUCAAGAUCAUUUAAGCAGGCUUUCCACUUUUAUAUCGGAAAGUGUGGAUACUGAUGAAUCUAAAUUAAAAACUAUAAAUGAAAAGUUGACUAGAUUAGAUAGGGUAAAAUCAGACUUAAGAGACAUGACUGGAGACAAUGAUGAAGAGCCUUCUCCAAGUUUCGAAAGCACUGCCAUUGAUAGCACUAUUGAUAGUGGUGAAUCAAAACCCGCUAGUGAUUUCGAUGGCUACAAUGAUGAUGAUCUGAUCCCUACAUAUGAUGUGGAUGACGAAGAUGAUGACGACGAAGAUGAUAAUAGCAAAUAUAAGAAUGAAAGUGAUGGAGAUACUCUUACAAAUAGAAAGAGAAGACUUUCUCAAACUCCUUCUGGGGGUUCCACGCCAUCAUCACUUAAACGUGUGGCAUUUUCAGAGGAUAUUGAAGUAAAAGAAUAUGAAGCUGAAGAGCAAACUGAUAUAAUAAAAAUUGUUAAGAGCGAUGAUGACACAAGUGACUUUGAUAUUUACGAUAGUGAUAACGAAGAUGUAACUGAGGAGUAUACCAGCCACCACAAAGACGAUCUAGAGUUGAAGCAUGAAUACGAAAGUUUCGACGAAGAUGAGUAUGAUCCUUCUGCUAUAAAUACCGAUUUAUCCGAUUCUAAAUCUUCUUAUAAUGGUUCAGAAGACACGCCGGAUAUUGCAAGCAUAUUAUCAAAGUUAUCCUAAUUAAUGUAUUAUUAUUAAUAAAUUACCCAUAAUAUUAAUCUCUAUAAAUAUAUAUAAAUAUCGCACUGCGUGUAGUUCAGACUUUAAUUUAAAAUAAUACUAAAAUCAUAUGAACUUCUUGUUUUAGUUUGAGUUGAAGUUGUAGUUGUUUUAGAAUU